Messenger RNA from Dicentrarchus labrax (European seabass), 8449 nucleotides. RefSeq names its product insulin-like growth factor 1a receptor (gene igf1ra). Gene Ontology annotation, cellular component: axon; insulin receptor complex; membrane. Gene Ontology annotation, biological process: positive regulation of MAPK cascade; positive regulation of phosphatidylinositol 3-kinase/protein kinase B signal transduction; multicellular organism development. Bases 1084 to 5340 code for a protein of 1418 amino acids. The record is from RefSeq and is a predicted model, not a curated record. The transcript is spliced from 21 exons. NCBI's taxonomy places the organism in Eukaryota, Metazoa, Chordata, Actinopteri, Moronidae. Gene Ontology annotation, molecular function: ATP binding; insulin receptor activity; phosphatidylinositol 3-kinase binding.
ACGGAGGAGCGGAGACCCACAGCCUGCGUUCACCGUGGGCGAACCGUAGGAUUUCAGCCUCUGGAUUUUUACACGCGACGGGCGUUUUUUUCUCCCCCUCCCGCCCCCCCCCUCUCCACCUUCGGUCCCUCUCUUUUUUAUUUAAUGAGGAUAAAAGGCAAAACAAGAGACACUCGUAAAAGGGCAACUCCUUGGACAUAUUCUCCCUCCCUAGCCGAGGUCGUCUAGCUGGAGACCCGUUGUCUUGCGUGGCACAAGUCUAGUGUUUUUCUUCGGCUACAAAUCCCGAGAUAAGUCCAACCCGAAGGACCUGGAAAUUUGUUUUUUUUUAAUUUUUGUAAAGCGACUUCUCACUGCGGGCAAGGACUGCGUGCUGGGGAUCGACAGCCAGUGUUUUGGCUGAAUGGCAUAGGCAAAAAAAAAAAGAAGAAGGUUUUUCAUUCAUUUUUCAACCUCCCAGCCACCACCCCUGUGGAUCUGGACGUGUUUUCUACCCCACUCCCCCCACCCUCCCCUCAUACGGUCAUUCACACGGGGGAUUCUUGCGAGCGACACUGGCGUUAAUUUAUUAUGGUGGUAUAGGCCACUAAUAAUAACAAUUAGUCUGAUAUUUGGGUUGUUAUUGCCAGGCCUGAUACGCACUGUACGCGCACUGCUGUUUUUAAGAGAUGGAGACUGAAGAUGGGGAUUACCAUCAUUUAUCCAGUAAAAUCACUGGCUUGUGUGCCAUACCAGCCGACGUCAAAGUAUCCUGUGAUUGGCAAAAAUAGCAGACUGUUUUAGUGUCUCCCCCCGUCCCCCCCAACCCCCCCACUUCAAAGGAAUUCCCUGUUAUAACAAUUUAUACACAUUUAUUUAUAUUCUUUUAGAGCAAACCCUGGCAGAGAAGCACACCACGCAUCCGCAGGCUGCCAUAUAGACUAGCCUUUCUGGGCUACAGACAUAUUUAUUUUCCCUUUCCCCCCUCCCCACAUCAAGGUUGUUUUUUUUAAGGGGCUGGUGUAACAACCUUAUUAUUUUUUAUUUACAUUUUGUUCCUGACUUUUAAUUUUAAUUUUUUGGAUUUUUUUGGAGAGCUGAAUAAUGUUAAGGAACAUGAGAUCUGACACACCAAUGGGUAGCCCGACCUUGUUUUGGGGUCUGAUGCUGUCUGUCUUCACUAUCUGCAUCUGGUCCACAUAUGGAGAGAUCUGUGGUCCUAGUAUCGACAUCCGAAAUGAGAUCAGUGAGUUCAAGCGGCUGGAGAACUGCACAGUGGUGGAAGGCUACCUACAGAUCCUCCUCAUCAACGACAAGACCAACAACAUCCACCAGGAGCUCUUCCGCUCCCUCAGCUUCCCAAAGCUGACUGUCAUCACCGACUACCUGCUGCUGUUUCGCGUCUCGGGCCUGGACAGCCUAAGCAUGCUCUUCCCCAACCUGAGUGUCAUCCGCGGACGCAAUCUCUUCUACAACUACGCCCUGGUGAUCUACGAGAUGACCAGCCUGAAGGACAUCGGCCUGUACAACCUGAGGAACAUCACGCGGGGAGCCAUGCGGAUUGAAAAGAACCCUGAGCUCUGCUACCUGGACUCGGUGGACUGGUCUCUAAUUAUGGAUGCUGAGUUCAACAACAUUAUCAAUGGGAAUAAGAAGGUAAAGGAGUGUGACAAUGUCUGCCCAGGCAUCAUGAAGGAUAACCCUCUUUGUCAGAGGACGUCGUUCAAUGACAACUACGACUACCGCUGUUGGACCUCCAACCAGUGCCAGAAAGUAUGCCCAGGACACUGCAAGCUUGCCUGCACAGACAAGGGGGAGUGUUGCCACAGCCAGUGCCUGGGCAGCUGUACCGAGCCCAACAACGACAUGGCCUGCUCUGCCUGCGUCCACUACCACCACGAGGGUCGCUGUGUGCCAGACUGUCCCCGAGACACCUACAAGUUUGAGGGCUGGCGCUGCAUCACCAUGGACCUGUGCUCUCAAGUGCACCUGCCUGGUGACACUCACUUUGUCAUCCACAGGGGAGAAUGUAUGCCCGACUGCCCCUCCGGCUUCACACGCAACGAGACUAAUCGUAUGUUAUGCAGUGCCUGCAAUGGCCCGUGUGAUAAGCCCUGCACAUCCCCAGUGAUUGACUCUGUGGAUGCUGCUCAGUCCCUGAAGGACUGCACCAUCAUUGCAGGCAAUCUGGACAUCAACAUUCGCCGUGGAAAUAACAUAGCGUCUGAGCUGGAGAGCUUCAUGGGAUUGAUCCAGAGAGUGACGGGCUAUGUGAAGAUUCGACACUCCCACGCACUUGGCUCGCUGUCCUUCCUCAAGAGCCUGCGUUACAUCAAUGGGCAGGAACUCAUCGACAACAUGUAUGCGUUCUCCGCCAUCAACAACCAGCACUUGCAGUAUUUGUGGGACUGGAGCCAGCACAACCUGACCAUUCUGAAUGGACGUCUCUUCUUCCGUCGGAACCCCAAACUCUGCAUGUCUGAGAUCCACAAGAUGUGGGAAAAGACGAACAUAACUGUGAAGCCAGAGGAGGGGGACUUCCGUAACAAUGGUGAAAGAGCCAGCUGUGAAAGUCACAUCUUGAAGUUCAAGUCCAACAAUACAUCAAGCCAUAAGGUCAGGAUGAUAUGGGAGCGCUACCAGCCACCGGACUAUGGAGACCUUAUCAGCUUCAUAGUCUACUACAAGGAGUCCCCUUUCCAGAACAUCACAGAGUUUGACGGCCAGGAUGGCUGUGGCUCAAACAGCUGGCACAUGGUGGAUGUGGAUCUCCCUCAGGAUAAAAACAUUGACCCAGAAGUCACUAUUCAUCACCUUAAGCCCUGGACCCAGUAUGCUAUUUUUGUGAAGGCCAUUACCUUGCAGGUGGAGGACAAACACAUUACUGGGGCAAAGAGUGAUAUAAUCUACAUUCGCACACGCCCAUCGAUGCCGUCUAUGCCCAAAGACGCCCGUGCAUUUGCCAACUCCUCAACCAAGCUGGUGGUAAAGUGGUCACCUCCAGCUUUUCCCAACGGCAACCUGACCUACUACCUUGUCCGCUGGCAGCAGCAGCCUGAGGACAGGGAGCUGUACCAACACAACUACUGCUCCAAAGAGCUGAAGAUCCCGAUCCGUAUCCCAGCCACAGGGCUCACGGACAUGGAAGAGAACACCAAGCCCACCAAGUCAGACCUGGCAGGGGCAGAGAAGGGCCCAUGCUGUGCUUGCCAGAAGACACCCGAGGAGAAGGACCGGGAGAAAGAUGACCGCGUCUUUCUUAAAGUUUUUGAGAACUUCCUCCACAAUGCCAUCUUUCUGCCAAGACCACCAGAUCGUCGACGUAGAGAUGUUUUCGGUGUGGCUAAUAACACACUGUUUCAUGAGGGUGUUGGUAGGGGCAACACCACCCUUGGCCCGGGUGAAAACAGCACAGAUGGCAUUCCUCCUAUCAAGGAGUACCCCUUCUCAGAGGAGAAGAGCACAGCAGAAUAUUUAGACAUCCCCAACCUGCGGCCCUUCACCGUUUACCGUAUUGACCUCCAUGCCUGCAAUGAGGAGGUGGGGCGCUGCAGUGCUGGAGCCUUCGUCUUCUCCAGGACCAAACCUGCAGUCAGAGCAGACGACAUCCCUGGAAAGGUAAUCUUUGAGAGGAGUGACAAGGUUGAGGGUUGUGUGGUGCUGCACUGGCUAGAACCCAUCAUGCCCAACGGACUUAUUCUGAUGUAUGAGAUCAAGUUCCGUCUGGGGACUGAGCCUGAGAAACACGAGUGUGUGUCGCGACAGCACUACCGCGAGCACAGAGGAGCUCGGCUGACCAACCUGGGCUCCGGGAAUUAUUCUGCUCGUGUGCGUGCCACCUCACUAGCUGGAAACGGCUCCUGGACGGAGAGCGUGUUUUUCUACGUACCUCCGCCCAAACGAGAUGAUGGUGUUACGUUCUACUUGGUCAUCAUAAUUCCCAUCAUAGUGACACUUUUCAUUGCCAGCCUCACCACAAUUCUCUUCUUUGUGAACAAAAAGAGGAAUAGCGACAGAUUGGGGAAUGGAGUUCUUUACGCGUCUGUCAACCCAGAGUACUUCAGUGCUGCUGAGAUGUACGUCCCGGACGAGUGGGAGGUGGCCAGAGAGAAGAUCACUAUGCACAAGGAGCUGGGCCAGGGCUCCUUCGGCAUGGUGUAUGAAGGCAUCGCCAAGGGAGUGGUCAAGGACGAACCUGAGACACGAGUGGCCAUCAAGACGGUCAACGAGUCGGCCAGCAUGAGGGAACGCAUUGAGUUUUUGAACGAAGCCUCUGUCAUGAAGGAGUUCAACUGUCACCAUGUGGUGCGACUGUUGGGCGUGGUGUCUCAGGGCCAGCCAACCUUGGUGAUUAUGGAGCUGAUGACCCGUGGAGAUCUCAAGAGCCACCUGCGCUCUCUGCGCAAAGAAAACUCUACCAGCCAGGUCCUGCCCCCGCUCAAAAAGAUGAUCCAGAUGGCAGGGGAAAUCGCCGACGGCAUGUCGUACCUAAAUGCCAACAAAUUUGUCCACAGAGAUCUGGCUGCUAGGAACUGCAUGGUAGCCGAGGACUUCACUGUGAAGAUUGGAGAUUUUGGCAUGACCAGAGAUAUUUAUGAGACGGAUUACUACCGAAAAGGAGGGAAGGGCCUGCUGCCUGUCCGCUGGAUGUCUCCCGAGUCACUGAAAGAUGGCGUGUUCACUACAAUGUCUGAUGUCUGGUCAUUUGGUGUCGUACUGUGGGAGAUCGCUACCUUAGCAGAACAGCCUUACCAGGGCAUGUCUAAUGAACAAGUGCUGCGCUUUGUCAUGGAGGGAGGACUCUUGGACAAACCUGACAACUGCCCUGACAUGCUGUUUGAGCUGAUGAGGAUGUGCUGGCAGUAUAACCCCAAGAUGCGUCCGUCCUUCCUGGAGAUCAUCAGCAGCAUCAAAGAUGAACUGGACCCCCCCUUCAGGGAAAUGAGCUUCUUCUACAGCGAGGAGAACAAACCGCCGGACACCGAGGAGCUGGACAUGGAGGUAGAAAACAUGGAGAACAUUCCACUGGACCCUGCAUCCACCAGGCAGCCCUCUGCUGCUGCUGCUGCUGCCACCCCCUUGUCUGGGUGUUCAGGGGGCACACCGCCUCCCUCUACCCAGCAGUUAUCCCCCAUGCAAGGCCCUAGUACUCCACUACUGGGACCUGUGUCCCCCUCCUCCCCGGGCCCGGCUGCCUCAGCCCCGGGCCAAGCCUUGGACAAGCACUCAGGACAUGUUUCGGCCAACGGGCCUGUGGUGGUGCUGCGGCCCAACUUUGACGAGAUGCAACCCUAUGCACACAUGAAUGGGGGCAGAAAGAAUGAACGGGCGUUACCACUGCCCCAGUCGUCGGCCUGCUGAUAUCAGACCAGCCCCUCCUCCUCUUUUUACACAGGGUAAACACAAACCUCUUCUCCAUCUCUUAAGGAGGGAUGGAUGAGGUAAGAAAUGACUUUCUUCUACUGUGUGCCAGUAGAUGGUCUCUCCACUCCUUAAAGGUCAAACAUAAACUCUAAAAACUAAAAAUAGCACAGAAACCUGCUAAAUCAUUUGGAGUUUGGUGGCUCAGACUCGACACUGGGGAACUCCUUCCUGUGCAGCCUGUAUUUCAGUCUUUGUUGUACAAGUCCUUCAAGAAGGAAAACAAUACAGGCAUGCAUCCUGACUUACAUAUUUAGACAUGAACUUAAAGAAAAUCUUUUUUUUCUAGCAUAUCUGCCAGCAAAUCCAACAGAAGAGCACUUUUUUUCCUGAUGAUUUUAGAGAGGAUGUUGUGGAUAUCUGAGCGUGUAUUUAUACAAACACAUGAUUCUCUCUAUAUUAUGGUAUGGCUCCAUCUUUAAAUGACUUUCCAACAAAAAUGACUUUGUUUGCAUUCUGAGCAGACUGGCUCAUGUCAUGUGAGCAUGCCUCAAUUAGAAAGUUUGGACUAAGAUCAUUGUUUAAUUUUCCUGUUGCUAUUUCUAUGGGUGUAGAUCCCGUCAGAGGCGGGUCAAAAUGGAAGAGGAGGGCCUAUUGUGUGUCUGCCAAACUAUUGCCAAAUCAAGCUUUUUCUUCAAUUUCAUACAGAUCUCCCUUCUUGUUUAAGGCUGUGAUUCAAAGUCUGUCUGGGAAGUACACCUGAAUUGUUUGGUGGUAUUCAGACUUCACGUUUAUGUUAAGUACCAACUGCUCCCAGAGCAGCUGUGUGUGGUGUUAUAACAGGACAGAAAACAGUGUUUCUGUUGAGACGGUCUGCAUUCACACCUGCACUCAAAGUUUUCUCAGAAUAUGCAGCGUCUGCAUUGGGGGUGGAAUAAAUCUAGCAAGCCUUGUGGUACUUUGAGGAGAAACACAAGACUAAAUUUCUACAAAGUGAUUUGCAUAUAGAGAGAUUAAUAUAAAAGCAAGACUAAGUCUGUUUAAUUCAGGAAAUUAAAGUUAAUGUUUCUGUCAGUUGAAUUGGUUAAAGACAGUUUUUUUAAAACAAAAAUGCCCAAAUUUAAUUUGUUUGAGCUCAUCACGUGUGAGGAUUUGCAUUUUUUUUUGUCUAAUGUGAUAGUAAACUGGACAUGUUUUUGGUUUUGAAAUCAUCUUGGGCAAUCUUCCCUAUUUUCUGCUGUUGCAUAUAACAAACAGUCAGUUAAUCAAGAAAAUAAUUGGCAGAUGGAUUGAAAAUAAUAAUACAUUGUGGACCUUUAUUUUCAGAGGAUUUCAUUUAAAAAGCCAGCGUGCUGUUGCCGGUGAUGGCUGGCUAACCAAAACUUUCUGCUGCACCACCAAAAGUCCAUUGAAAUCCAAGCGUAGCUAAAACUUUCGGAGGGAAUCACACACUUGAGUCAGCCAACUCUGAAUCACAGCCUCAGUCUGUCUUUGUUUUAAUAAUAAAAAUCUAAACAAAAGCACCAUAAGUCUCACACUGCAAAUCACUGAACUUCACAAUCAAGGGAUACGCCUCCGCUUUCAUUUAUUCAAACCUUAAUCUGAAGUGUGCAUUUCUUGUGGGAAGUGAACACUGUUCGCUGAUACUGCUGUUCAAAAUAAAUGGCACCACAAACAAACAAACAAGUGAAGACCUGAGACAGAAAACGAGAAGGGGGUUGGAUAGGAUUUUAGUAGCCUAGAGACUACUUUUAAACCACAGCAGGUCUCUUUUGGAAUAGUCAUUAGUUUCUCUACAUUUCAAACACAUAUAAAGAUCUUACGGUUGUAUUUUAGACUGCAGGAUCGUUUUUAUACACAUCAAUGGUUUUGUCACUUUUUUAAAAACCUUUUUACGGUUCAAAAAUGUUUGCCUCUAUGUCUGUACAGAACAAAAGCUGCUAUUUUAUUCUUUUUUCUCUUUUGGAUGUUAUAUAUAAAGAAAUCCUUCAGGUUCGGUAUUUUAUGGUCUCCACUACAGUCCGUUUCUUAUAUCUUCAAACUCUGUUUAAAAAAAUAAAAUAAAAUAAAACAACAAAAAAUACAAUGAUUUAGAUAUAAAAAAACAUUUUUUUUCUGUUACCCCAAAAGGUUUUCUGUAACACUAUAUUUUGCUCAUUGCCUUUUAUUUUUAUGAAAUCUUUCCUCCUGUAUUUGUUUUGUGGAUGUCUAUAUUAUUAUUAUUAUUAAUAUUAUUAUUAUUAUUUGGAAUGGACACCUUAGCUCGAUGUGUGAGUGUGUACUUUCUGCAUCCUUUUUGUACUUGUUGUCUAGCACUGCACCUAGCAUUGCCCUCUAGGUGCGACUCAAUCUCAGGUCAAAGUAAAGGCUUUGCUUUCUCCACACAUUCUCAUGAUCGUCCUCUACUUGUCUCAUUUUUAACCCCCGCCCCCCUUUUUCUCCCCCCAUCAUGUUUUGUUGAGUCCAGUAGUACCCACUCUCGUUCCCACUGGCCCCUGACUGACCUCUACAACAUACUGUCCCCCCUCCUCUUUUGAAGUCGGGAUCAGUUCCAGUACACAAGAUAUUUACUUUAUACCAGAUCUGGUAUUUUAACCCAUCCAUUUCCUGCCUCUUCUUGACUCAAUAGGGUUAAUUGGGUUGUCUUGUUUGCCUUAAUUAUGCCAACCAUCUCUCAACCAUUCAAAAUAAUUUUUUCCCCACAUUUUCACAAACACACACACACACACUCUCAAACGCAAUACAACGCCACUUCUGCUAAUGUUACUUUUUCAACGUGUGUACAGGUCUUAUUGUUUGUCUUCAUAAUCACUGCUUCUGAAAAACCAAAUAAAGGAUGGGUUAAAGUCCAGGGAAGGGAACACAUUUCAAUGUUAUGAAUGGAUAAAGGUCUUAAAAAUGUAGGCUGAAAAAUGUUUUGAAGGAUUUCUCCUCAUCUUUUGGAAAUGUUGCCUGGUGAUUUUUAUUUUUUUUUCCCUUUCUUUGAAGUUUUUUUUUUUUCUUUCUGUAGGAGUGUUAUUUAUUUAUUUUUUUAUUUUCCUUUUGUGAUAUCAGUUUAAAUCACUGUAUAAAUGCCCCAUAAUUCAGUAUAAAGUUGGAUUUUUUUGUA